Molecule: messenger RNA, 1560 nt
Organism: Sphenostylis stenocarpa
Lineage: Eukaryota; Viridiplantae; Streptophyta; Magnoliopsida; Fabales; Fabaceae
Source: the annotation of a GenBank genome assembly
AUGGAAGAAAUACUAACGAAGACUUUGCUGGGCAACAAUAUUGGGCUGUGCUUGGUGGCUGAGGUUGUGUUGGAUGUGAUGAAGCUUAAAACAUGGCUAUCGAGUGUUUUGUUGCUCACUGUUGGUAUUCUUGCCACUACAUUAGGAGCGUAUGUGGGGGUAAACAUUGGCACUGAUGUUUCUGAUCUGCCAUCUGCUUCUAAUAUAGUUGACAUUCUACAAGCUAAUCAAAUUACUCAUGUGCGUCUGUAUGAUGCUAAUGUGCACUUACUACAUGCCCUUUCAAACACAAGUAUUGAAGUAAUUGUUGGUGUCACCAAUGAGGAGGUACUGAGGAUUGGAGAAUCUCCAUCAGCAGCUGCAGCCUGGAUUAAUAAAAAUGUUGUUGCUUAUGUCCCGUCCACCAAUAUCACAGCAAUAGCAGUUGGCAGUGAGGUUCUUUCCACAAUCCCAAAUGUCGCCCCUGUUCUGGUUCCUGCCAUGAAUUCUCUUCACAAAGCCCUGGUUGCUGCAAACCUUAACUUCCAGGUCAAAGUUUCAACUCCCCAAUCCAUGGAUAUUAUCCCAAGGCCUUUUCCUCCUUCUACUGCCAGCUUUAACUCAUCAUGGAACAGUACUAUAUAUCAACUCCUUCAGUUUUUGAAGAACACCAAUUCCUCCUACAUGUUAAAUGCCUACCCUUAUUAUGGAUACACUAAAGGAGAUGGUAUUUUCCCUAUUGAAUAUGCCCUUUUCCGACCUCUCCCUUCAGUGAAGCAAAUUGUUGACCCAAACACUCUGUUUCAUUAUAACAGUAUGUUUGACGCUAUGGUGGAUGCUACCUACUACUCUAUAGAAGCCUUAAAUUUCAAUAAUAUACCCAUUAUUGUAACAGAGACUGGCUGGCCAUCAUUGGGUGGAGCUAAUGAACCAGAUGCUACUGAAGAAAAUGCCGAGCUCUACAUUAACAACAUGAUUCAACGGGUCAUGAAUGGUUCAGGCCCUCCUAGUCAACCAAACAUAGCCAUCAAUACAUAUAUAUAUGAAUUGUUUAAUGAAGACAAGAGGAAUGGGCCCAUAUCAGAAAAAAAUUGGGGCAUCUUUUAUGCUAAUGGGAGUAGUGUUUAUCCUCUGAGUUUUGGUGCUUCUGACCAAAUUACUGGAAAUUCUUCAGGAGUCUUUUGUGUGGCUAAAGAUGGAGCAGACACUGAUAAGCUGCAAGCUGGCCUGAGCUGGGCAUGUGGACAGGGAGGAGCAAAUUGUGCUGCAAUUCAACCGGGGCAGCCAUGCUAUCUCCCCAAUAAUGUUAAAAGUCAUGCCUCUUAUGCUUAUAAUGAUUAUUAUCAGAAAAAGCAUAGUGGUGGUGGAACUUGCGACUUUGAUGGUACCGCAACAAUUACUUCUAAGGAUCCUAGUUUUUCAUCCUGUAUAUUUACCGGAAGUUCAAACUCGAGCACUGGUGCAUUGAGUAUACCUCCAACGGCACUUGGACCUUCAAGCCCCUUUGGUGGAAGUAUGAAACUGCGAGUGUGUAGCCUUAAGUAUUUGAUAUCUGCAAUUGUUGUACUUUUGGCUCUAUAA